Messenger RNA from Leucoraja erinaceus (little skate), 3632 nucleotides. It is a transcript of the gene runx1t1, whose product is annotated as RUNX1 partner transcriptional co-repressor 1. NCBI's taxonomy places the organism in Eukaryota, Metazoa, Chordata, Chondrichthyes, Rajiformes, Rajidae. Gene Ontology annotation, cellular component: nucleus. The record is from RefSeq and is a predicted model, not a curated record. Gene Ontology annotation, molecular function: transcription corepressor activity. Gene Ontology annotation, biological process: negative regulation of DNA-templated transcription; DNA-templated transcription.
GGGGGGGGAGUCAAUUUUAAUCCUCCGCAGAGCUGCGCUGCACAUGGGUGACUGUUUUGGAUGGCUUUCAAGAUUUGCCGAGGAAGUUCUGCAUUAGGACUAAUUGUGUGUGCUAAAGUGUGGCGAUACACAGAAGUAACAGGAUUUCUGAUUUAUAAUUACAGUUUAUGCUUCAGUACUUGUAGAACGCUGUGCUAUUUAAGCAUGAGGGAUAUGAGCCUCUUGUAUAAGUUACAGAUUAAUUCUACAGGCUUCUCUCCCCAGUGUUUUGGAGCUGGUUUAUCUGGCCGGUCUUUUUCAACAGUACAGGAUCACACUGAGAAGCACUCCACGAUGCCAGACUCCCCUGCUGAUGUCAAAACACAAACCCGGUUGACACCUCCAACCAUGCCACCUCCACCAAACAACCAAGGAGCGCCUCGAACCAGCUCAUUCACACCAACAACAUUGACGAACGGCAACAGUCACUCUCCCACCGCGUUGAACGGGGCGCCGUCUCCGCCAAACGGAUUCAGCAAUGGGACUUCCUCGUCUGCCUCGUCCACGCUGGCCAACCAGCAGCUGCCGCCGGCCUGCGGAGCCCGGCAGCUCAGCAAGCUGAAGAGGUUCCUCACCACCCUGCAGCAGUUCGGCAACGAUAUUUCGCCCGAGAUUGGCGAGAGGGUGCGCACCUUGGUGCUAGGUUUAGUGAAUUCUACCUUGACAAUUGAAGAAUUCCAUUCCAAAUUACAAGAAGCUACAAACUUCCCUCUCCGACCUUUUGUUAUACCGUUUUUAAAGGCCAACCUGCCCCUGCUGCAGAGGGAGCUCCUCCACUGCGCACGCUUGGCCAAGCAGAACCCAGCGCAGUACCUCGCCCAGCACGAGCAGCUGCUGCUGGACGCCAGCACCACCUCACCUGUCGACUCCUCCGAGCUGCUGCUUGAUGUCAACGAAAAUGGGAAAAGGCGAACUCCAGACAGAACCAAAGAGAAUGGCUACGAGCGUGAGCCUUUGCACUCAGAGCAUCACAGCAAGCGGCCCUGCACUAUAAGUCCCAACCAACGGUUUAGUCCAAAUAACGGCUUAUCCUACCAGCCCAAUGGCCUGCCUCACCCAACACCACCCCCACCUCAGCACUACCGUCUGGAUGAUAUGGCCAUGGCGCACCACUACAGGGAUUCAUACAGACAUCCCAACCACAGAGACCUCAGGGACAGGAACAGACCUCUCGGGAUGCACGGCACCCGUCAAGAAGAAGUGAUUGAUCAUAGACUAACGGACAGGGAGUGGGCAGAGGAAUGGAAGCACCUUGAUCAUCUAUUGAACUGUAUCAUGGAUAUGGUGGAGAAGACAAGGCGGUCACUUACGGUCCUUCGGCGAUGUCAGGAGGCUGAUCGCGAGGAGCUAAAUUACUGGAUCCGACGAUACAGCGAUGCAGAGGAUAUUAAAAAAGGAAGCAGCACCAGCAGCCACUCCAGACAACAGAGUCCCGUGAAUGCAGAACCUGCCCAAAUAGAUUCCCAUCGGGAGUUCCUUCACAGGCCAUCUGGUCAUUUGCCAGAGGAAAUAUGGAAAAAAGCUGAGGAGGCGGUGAAUGAAGUGAAGCGGCAGGCGAUGUCCGAGCUUCAGAAAGCCGUGUCGGAAGCGGAGCGGAAAGCCCACGACAUGAUUGCCACGGAGAGGGCCAAGAUGGAGCGUACGGUGGCCGAUGCAAAGCGGCAAGCUGCUGAAGAUGCGCUGACCAUCAUCAACCAGCAGGAGGAUUCCAGUGAGAGUUGUUGGAACUGCGGACGUAAGGCGAGCGAGACUUGCAGUGGCUGCAACACGGCGCGAUACUGCGGCUCAUUCUGCCAGCAUAAGGACUGGGAAAAGCACCACCACGUGUGCGGACAAACCCUUCAGGCCCAGCAACAGGGCGAGGUGGCCACGGGCGGUUCCUCGGCAACGCCCAGCAGUGGUGCAGGAAGUCCAGUCGACACACCACCAGCAACUACUUCCAGGUCAACCACCCCCGGCACUCCAUCCACAAUAGAAACGACCCCACGCUAAAGAUUUUCCUCAAAAAAAAAAACUUUUUUUUCAAAAAAAAUGGCUCAAGUCACACAAAGAUGAAAAGGGAAAAUAAAACAAAAAACAAGACUCUUCACUAUCCAAGGAGAAACUAAUCUGGAGUAGUAGUGAGUUUCGAAGGCCAUAAAACGGGUCACACUUACUUACUAUGAAAAAACAAAGAUAUUAUUUGUUCAUCUUUUUUUUCUUGUUUGUAAUCUGCGGAGAAGGCAGAGAGCAUCACAAAAGUAGAUUUGACCUCUUCCCUCGUUAUUUUUCCAGUAGCUGGGAUUAAAACUAGGUAACCUCAUAAACAGAUGCUUUAUCAGACAACAGACCAAGGGAUUGCUAAUUAAUGUACAAAGCGAAAUGCAAAUAUUAAAGGGCACGCUGUUCUUUCCUGCAAUGAUGAAAAAUAGGUCUCUCGCAAAAACCCUCAAGGGCACAGGCUACGUUGGCUGCGGCAGAGACAUUUUAACAAGAAGAUGAAUGGUGUCCAUGGGCUGUGGAUUGAACUCUGAAGACCUGUGACAGAAUGCACAGCUGUGUGGCAGAUUGGAAGCAAGCACAGAUGUUCAUGCGUCCCUCCAGAAGAACAAUAUCCAGGUCAACCAAGUGAAGAAUUGAAUCUGUGGUUUGUUUUUUUUUUUUUUGCUGUGGGAUAUAUGAAUACAACAACAAAGCAAAUGCUAUAAUAAGAGGCUUUCAAUCCUAACGAGAAACAGCCUGCGUUGGAUUAACUUUUUUUUUUUUCCGGCAGACUCUUGUCUACCAACUGCCCUCAACAGAGCAUUUCUACACUAUUACAAGGUUCCACAUAGUCAGACAAUCAGGUCUGUUCCUGCUCAUUUUUUUGAUAAUGAAAAUGGUGGCUACAACACUGGCCCAUUCCGUGUUCCCAUCCAUCUGUUCAGAUUUGAAGUAGUUCUCUUGGUGUUAAAACACUUCUGUCCUGUGAGAUUCACUAUGAUGUUCUUGUAAAUGUGUUGGAAAAAUGUGAAGACCCAUUGUAGCUAACCAUACCCCCACACGUAGGCGAUUAUUCCUAGUUGGUGAUAGACCUGUAUCUUUCUAUGCUGCCUUUAUAUCUGUAUGUAUUAGUGAUAUUUCUCUGGUAGUUCACACAAUGGGAUUAUUUCGUUGUCCUCAAAAGAAAAAGGUUAAAAAAAAAAGCUAUCUAUCUGAGCUGCUAUUUCACUCUGUUUAAGAAUUAUAAGACUUAGCAUGCGUCACGGAAUGCUACCAUUUUGGUGUAUUGUAAGAGGGAUGUACGUAAAUGUACUUUGGACUGUCAUAAAUGACUCCCUAAGGCAUGCUUGUUUGGGCAAACUCCCAAUAUGCUAGAGCCAUUUUGCAGAGUUAGCUAUAGAUUAGAGUAGCUGUCAUAUCCAUUUCUUUGAUAAACCGGCCAUUUUUCCGACGGGUGGCAUUUUAUAUGACGAGAUCACACAAGAGGACAGUGCAUGCAUAUCACUGCGAAGUCAUUAAGUAUUGCUGAUUUAAAAAUAAAAAUAAAAACUUUUAUCUCGAGAAGUAAAAAAAAAAAUAAUAAUAGACUCCAAAAUGCUGAGGUGUAGAUUGACAGCUUUAACACUGCUGAA